GGUGGACUUCACUCUUCUGUGAUUUCAAUAAUCAAUUACGUCUUUAAUUAUUUAAAAAAUUAUUAAUAAUAAUAUAAUUAUGACUAAUGAUUUUUAUUACUAAAAAUAAUUAGGUAUUACAAUGACGAUAGAAAUUAUACAAAUUAUAUUAUAGUCUGUAGGAUCUGUUGAUUAGCGUAUGCCAAGUCAAUGUCAAGUGAGGUUAUAAAAUAAUUUAAGAGUUUUUUACUUUUUACGUGUUUUGCUGAUAGAAAUAUGGAUUCGGGACCAGCCCAGGAGGUAACCGAAUUGCUUAAACAGUGGGAAGAACAGCACACAACGCCUGGAUAUGACCCUAUACCAACACUAACUAGGAUAGCAGAAAUAAUAGAGGCAGAGACAGAGAAUUUUAUGAAGAAAGACCCGGACCCUUUUGAUGAGAGGCAUCCAUCUCGCACAGACCCUGAAUGUGCGCUGGGACAUGCUCUCAAAGUUAUGUUUAAGAAGGAUAACUUUAUGACCAAGUUAGUAAAUGACUAUGUGCGCGACUCAUACUAUUCGCGCCAGAACAUAACGGGCCGGGACGUGCUGAAACUGAACGUGGUCGCUUGCAGACUCACCCUCGACCUGAUGCCGGGCCUGGAGAUGAGUGUUGUGUUCCAGGACAACGAAGCCCUAAUCCACCGGUUGCUCAACUGGGCCUCGAACUCGCCGGAGCCCUUGCAGUGUUACGCCACCGGGCUGCUGGCCGCCGCCAUGGAGGUGCAGGAGAUCGCCACCAACUUCAGGGACCUAAAUGCAAUGCUGGUGCCUUUAAUGCUAAAAAGGCUACACGAACUGAGAGCGAAGCCGCAGGAUGACAAACCAGGCACCAACCUCGUGACUCCACCGAGCCAGACGAGACACUUUGCGAGGUUCGACAAGAGGAACAACGACAUCAAGAGUAACGGACCGCUGCACGAUAAGAAAGAUCGCGAGAAAGACGACGGUGGAGGGGGAGGUGUGGACCACACACCUUCCAUUGCCAAAGAUCCGGCCACGCCCGUCAAAAACUUCAACUGCAGCGCGGGCUCCCCCGAGCGGUGGGGUCUCAUGUCACCCCCCGCGCGCCCCCCGCCGCCCGCGCCGCCCGCCAUCCACCACGAGACCUCCUCCAACUCCAGCUGGGCGGAGAUGGAGACCUACGUCAUAGGUGAGAGAGUGAGACAGAGUCGUCGCAGGCAGCGCGGGCCCCCCGAGCGGUGGGGUCUCAUGUCACCCCCCGCGCGCCCCCCGCCGCCCGCGCCGCCCGCCAUCCACCACGAGACCUCUUCCAACUCCAGCUGGGCGGAGAUGGAGACCUACGUCAUAGGUGAGAGAGUGAGACAGAGUCGUCGCAGGCAGCGCGGGCCCCCCGAGCGGUGGGGUCUCAUGUCACCCCCCGCGCGCCCCCCGCCGCCCGCGCCGCCCGCCAUCCACCACGAGACCUCUUCCAACUCCAGCUGGGCGGAGAUGGAGACCUACGUCAUAGGUGAGAGAGUGAGACAGAGUCGUCGCAGGCAGCGCGGGCCCCCCGAGCGGUGGGGUCUCAUGUCACCCCCCGCGCGCCCCCCGCCGCCCGCGCCGCCCGCCAUCCACCACGAGACCUCCUCCAACUCCAGCUGGGCGGAGAUGGAGACCUACGUCAUAGGGAACAUACAUAUCCACCCACCGACAGAUGCAACCAAACAGAUGUUAAUACUACGGUACCUCACACCCAUCGGUGAAUAUCAAGAGUUCCUAUCGCACGUGUUCGAGUGGAACGCCCUGGGGCUCAUCCUGGGUUACCUGAACGUGCGCGAGUCGCGCGACUCGCGGCUCGCCUUCGAAGCCUUGAAGUACUUGGCGGCGCUGCUGUGCCAUAAGAAGUUCUCCAUAGACUUCAUCAACAUGGGAGGAUUGCAGAAAUUUCUAGAAGUUCCCAGGCCGUCAGUGGCGGCGACAGGCGUUUCCAUCUGCCUGUACUACCUGGCGUACUGCGAGGACGCCAUGGAGCGAGUGUGCCUCAUGCCGUCCCACAUACUGGCGAACCUUGUCGAGUAUGCGUUAUGGCUUCUAGAAUGUUCGCACGACUCGGGCCGAUGCCAUGCCACCAUGUUCUUCGGGCUGUCCUUCCAGUUUCGAGUCAUACUCGAGGAGUUUGACAAGCAGGACGGCCUCAGAAAGUUGUACAACGUGAUAUCGACGCUGCCGAUCCUCGGCUCUGACGAGGAGGAGUCCAGGGUGUCUGAUGAUGAGACGUGCGCCGCCAGGCAGAUCGUGAGGCACGUGUGCGUCGCACUCAGGAGGUAUUUUGAAGCACACCUGAGGAUACGAGCCGCUCACGUGGCGAGACAGCAAGGCGACAACGUCCCCGACCCGCCGCCGUAUAAGGCGUCGAAGUCGUCGGUAGAAGAGAUACAGGAGCAGAUAGAGGUGGUGCAGAGCGCGUGGUGGGCGCGCUGGACGCCGGUCGACGAGCUGCUGGAGCUGGGCGGCGUGUCGCUGCUGCUGCAGGUCGUUGGCUACGCAUACGACUGGAACUUCAACGGCAGGGCGGAGACGGUGCGGUCGGCGCUGGACGUGGUGUCGGUGUGCUGCGUGGCGCCGCGCGUGCAGCUGCUGCUCACCGACAAGAUCAACAUGCGCGACGCCGACCUCACCACCGGCGUGCACAUCGUGCUCAGCGCGGCGGAUGGCGACAUCGUGCCGGAGCCCGAGGUGCAGAAGGCGGCGCUCAACGUGCUCGUCAACUGCGUGUGCGCGCCCGUGCACCGGGGAGGUCCCUCAUCUGCGAGGUUUUCACUGAGCGGAUCAAGUAAAAAGAAGACAGCGGUAAAAUCGUACGAAGACGUCAUACAGAAGGUGUGGGAGAGCGUUCGGACGAACAAUGGAAUUAUGGUGCUCCUGUCGCUGAUGAUGGUGAAGUCCCCCAUCACGGACGCGGACCGGCUGCGCGGGCUGGCGUGCCGCGCGCUGGCCGGCCUGGCGCGCUGCCCUACCGUGCGCCAGAUCAUCUCCAAGCUGCCGCUCUUCACCACCUCGCACCUGCAGGUUCUGAUGCGGGACCCGAUCUUGCAGGAGAAGAGGCAGGAGCACGUGAUGUUCCAGAAGUACGCGCUGGAGUUGCUCGAGCGAGUGUCGGGCAAGAGUAAGCACAUGGGCGCCGAGUUCGAGACCUCCCUCGCUAACAUUCACAGGGCGAACGUGGUGGCGCAGACGCGGAUCAGUUACAACGAGCGGCAGCUGCUGCAGCUGGUGGCGGCGCACCUGUGGGCGCGCGGGCUGCGGGACAGCGCGGCGGCGCUGCAGCGGGAGGCGGGGCUGCCCCCGCCCGCGCCCGCCGCGCCGCCGCCCCACCCGCCGCCCGUCUACACCCCCUCCACGCCCGCGCGGCCGCGACUGUCCGUCUCCCGUCAGAGCAGCUGCGCGUCGCUGCACCGCGACAGUCUGGACCACUCGCUCGUCAACCAUGAAGACAGCCCCGUGCCCUCCGUCAUCAAACUCAGGAAGCUGCAGAGCCAGGCGCACGCGCACAGCCCCGGGCCGGCGGAGCGUCGCUCGCUGCAGAAGCAGCUGAGCGCGGCGGCGGGCGAGCGGCCGUGCUCGCCGCCGCGCGUCACGCUGCACUCCAUCAUCACGGAGUUCCUGUACAACCAGCACGCGCUGUGCAAGAACCCGGUGGUGACAUGCCCGCAGUUCAAUUUGUUCGAGCCGCACAAGUGCCCCGAGCCGGCGGCGGGCGGGCUGGCGUCGGUGGCGUCGCGCGGCGCGGAGGCGGGCAACCUGCUGGCGCGCGUCGUGCGCCGCGAGACGUUCGGCACGACAUCGUGCCGCGCGCACGCGCGUCUCGCGCACUCGUACUUCGCGCACGUGCGCACGCUGCGCCUGCAGGACGACGACGGCUACUUCACGCACACCAUAUUCCAUCCGACGCAGCAGCAGUUGCUGACGGCGACGUCGUCGGGCGACAUCCGGGUGUUCAACUUGUUCACGGGCGUCGAGGAGAACUCCUACCAAGUGCACGAGUCCUACAUAUACCACAUGCAGGCGAGCAGAGACGGGUGCCUGUUGCUAGCGUCGUCGACGACGUCGUGGCGGACGCUGUCUGCUCUGUGGAACAUGAAGGAGUUUGAGCAAUUGUUCCAGCUCGACAACGAGGAGUACGUGGAGUUCUCCAAGGUGUCUGACGAGCGCAUCAUCGGCACCAAGGGCGAGACGGCCAGCGUGUUCGACACGCGCACCGGCCGCGAGCUGAUGACGCUCACGCCGGCCAUCUCCAACCAGUACGCCAAGAACAGGGCCACCUUCAACCCGACCGACGAGCUGGUGCUGUCAGACGGUGUUCUAUGGGACGUGAACACUGGCAAGGAAAUUCACAAGUUUGACAAGCUGAACCAAACGCAUAGCGGAGUUUUCCACCCCAACGGUCUAGAGGUCAUAUCAAACACAGAAGUAUGGGACCUAAGGACAUUUCACCUUCUGAGAACAGUGCCUUCAUUAGACAAAUCAGAGGUGAUAUUUAACCCGACCUGUAGCGCGCUGUACGCCGUGUGCUCAGACCAGGACUCCGAGGAGCGCAGCCAGUUCGACACCAGCUUCAAGACCCUCGACCCCUACGACUACUCCAGCAUAGCGACGAUCGACGUGAAACGCAACAUCUACUCGCUGGGCGUGUCGCAGUACGGCACGCAGAUCUCUCUGGUCGAGAACAUGGGAGAGUUCGAGCAGGUGCAGGAGUCGUGCGUCAAAUUGUAUGACGUAGGCAGGAAGAGGGACCACGACGACGACGCGGACGAGGAAGAGGAAGAGGAGCUGGCCGCGGGCUCGGACAACGAUGACGGAUCGGACUCCGGCUCCGACAACGUUGACGACUUAGCGUCCAGCCUCCUGCAGCGGUACAACGCGGUGAUGGAGCUGGCGGAGGGGUCCGGCUCCGCGUCCGGCUCGGCGUCCGGCUCUGCGUCCGGCGACUCGUCGCGCGAGGAGCUCGACAGGGACGAGGAGCCGCCGCGCCGCCGGCCGCGACGGAUGCGGACGCGCCGACGGGCAGCGGAGAGACGCAGCACGGACAGCGAUGGCGACUCCGAGAACAUCAUAGAGUUCGAGCUGGACUAGCUCAACAAAUACAAUAUAAAUAUACAAAUAAAUACAAUUUGGAAACCA
Messenger RNA from Bicyclus anynana (squinting bush brown), 5142 nucleotides. It is a transcript of the gene mahj, whose product is annotated as protein mahjong. The coding region runs from base 256 to 5094 and encodes 1612 amino acids. The record is from RefSeq and is a predicted model, not a curated record. The transcript is spliced from 34 exons. Gene Ontology annotation, biological process: protein ubiquitination. NCBI's taxonomy places the organism in Eukaryota, Metazoa, Arthropoda, Insecta, Lepidoptera, Nymphalidae. Gene Ontology annotation, molecular function: protein binding. Gene Ontology annotation, cellular component: nucleus; Cul4-RING E3 ubiquitin ligase complex.